Drosophila arizonae is the source of this 2421-nucleotide messenger RNA. RefSeq names its product ATP binding cassette subfamily B member 7 (gene ABCB7). Gene Ontology annotation, molecular function: ABC-type transporter activity; ATP hydrolysis activity; ATP binding. NCBI's taxonomy places the organism in Eukaryota, Metazoa, Arthropoda, Insecta, Diptera, Drosophilidae. Gene Ontology annotation, cellular component: mitochondrial inner membrane. The record is from RefSeq and is a predicted model, not a curated record. Gene Ontology annotation, biological process: intracellular iron ion homeostasis; transmembrane transport.
UUAGUAGUGCCUAUCAGCGUAUCAGAAUUUAGUGUUUGUUUUUGCGUAUAAAAGUUAUGGCCGGACUAUUAUACCUAAGUAAAUUGUGUAGUAAAAAGAAAACACUGACCUACACCUUCCACAUUACAUGCCAGAAACAGAUCAGAACAAGACAUCCAGCAUAUGUGUUAUAUUCCACGCUCGCCAGAUCGAACGAUGAAUCACAGAAUAAUAAUGCCAAAUCGAGCAAGAAGAUAACACCAUUCACGCCCACGCCGGGCAGCAAACUGCUUGGGGGCGUUUUUGCAAAGAAGACGAAAGUUGCAGCAACAGCAUCAGCAGCAGUGCUACAACAACAACAACGACUGCCACAACAACAACAACAACAACAAUCAAGACUAUGUCACGUUCAUAUAGGCAGCGGCGGCAACGAUGGCGGCUCAACGCUUGGGAAACUGGAUGCACCAGAGGUCACCUCCAAGGAUAUGCUGCGAGCGAUGAUGGCGUACAUCUGGCCAAAGGAGGAUGCGCUCGUACGCAAACGCGUGGGCAUCUCGCUGGGCCUGCUGGCUGGCUCCAAGCUGCUGACAGUUUGCGUUCCAUUUCUAUUUAAGGGCGCCAUAGACACGAUGACAACGCUGAACAUGGACACAGCGCCGGACGCUGUGUUGUCGGCGGCUACUGCCAUGCUAUUGGGCUAUGGCAUUGCCAGAGCUAGUGCGGCGGGCUUCAAUGAGCUGCGCAACGCUGUGUUUGCCAAGGUGGCUCAUCAUUCCAUACGCAAAAUAGCCACCAAUGUGUUUCUGCAUCUUCACAAUCUGGACUUGGCGUUCCACUUGAACAAGCAGACGGGCGCGUUGUCCAAGACAAUUGAUCGUGGAUCGCGUGGCAUUAACUUUGUGCUGUCAGCCAUGGUGUUCAAUAUAGUGCCCACGAUCUUUGAGCUGACGCUCGUGUCCAGUUUGUUGGGCUUUAAGUACGGCUUAGCUUUCGCUGGCGUCAGCAUGGGCUGUGUGGGCAUCUACGCUUUGUAUACGCUGAGCGUGACGCAAUGGCGUACGCGCUUUCGUGUCUACAUGAAUCAGGCGGAGAACGAGGCUGGCAAUAAGGCAGUCGAUUCGCUUAUCAACUACGAAACUGUUAAGUAUUUCAACAACGAAAAGUACGAGGCUGGCUGCUACAACGAGGUGCUUAAGAAAUACGAGGCGGCCAGCUUGAAAACCAGCUCCAGUUUGGCUCUUCUCAAUUUCGGACAGAAUGCGAUCUUCAGCAGUGCGCUCAGUUUGAUCAUGGUGCUGGCAGCCAAGGAGAUUGCCCAGGGCAACAUGACGGUCGGAGAUCUGGUCAUGGUGAAUGGUCUGCUUUUCCAGCUAUCCAUACCGCUGGGCUUUCUGGGCAGCGUUUAUCGUGAGGUGCGGCAAGCACUGCUCGACAUGCAGGCCAUGUUUACGCUGAUGAAUGUGGACAGCCGCAUACAGACGGCGCCCAAUGCGCAGCCUCUAUACGUGGACAAUAGCAAUGCGUCCAUUGAGUUCCAAAAUGUGAGCUUCGAGUAUGAGCCGGGCAAGGCGAUUUUUAAGGAUUUGUCGUUCACCAUACCCGCCGGCAAGAAUGUUGCAAUUGUGGGUGGCUCCGGCUCCGGCAAGUCAUCUAUGGUGCGACUGCUCUUCCGUUUCUUCGAGCCCAACUCAGGUCGCAUUUUGAUCGGAGGCCAGGAUAUCAGCGGCGUUGAAUUGGACAGCUUGCGCCGAAGCAUUGCUGUAGUACCUCAGGACUCGGUGCUAUUCCAUAAUACCAUCGAACACAACAUACACUAUGGCAAUCUGAGCAAAUCCCACGAAGAUGUGCAAAACGCUGCACGCAUGGCCGAUCUGCAUGAAUCAAUCAUGAGUUGGCCAAAUCAAUAUAGCACUCAGGUCGGGGAACGCGGCCUCAAGCUCUCCGGAGGUGAAAAGCAACGCGUGGCCAUUGCGCGUGCUAUUCUGAAGAACACGCCCAUUCUAAUCUUCGAUGAGGCUACCAGCAGCCUGGACUCGAUUACAGAGCAUAACAUACUGAAAGCCCUGUCGCGCGCCACCACGGGUCGCACCAGCAUUUGCAUUGCCCACCGCUUGUCGACGAUAAAGGAUGCCGAUGAGAUUCUGGUACUGGAGAAUGGCCAUGUGGGCGAGCGUGGCACACACAAGGAGCUGCUCAGUCAGAAUGGCCUCUAUGCGCGCCUGUGGGAAACACAAACCCAACAGUUCGAUCCCAGUCGCCAGGAGCGCGUCUCAGCGGCUGCUGUGUAGUCCAAUGUUGACCUGUCUGGUUAUUUGUUCUAGUUUUAAGAGUGCGUGUGCUUAGUUACUUGACAAGGCCACAAAAUUUAUAGUAGACCGUUUGUUGUUAAUUUUUAGGCUGAAAGAAAUAUUGUGUCCGGUUGUAAAUACAGUUAUACAUAUA